AUGGCUACGCUCUACACAAUCAAUCAGUGGAAAAACGAAUUAAGACAUUUUGGGAUCAAAAUAGGCAGUGCAUGGUAUUUUUCCAUGGAAGAAAUAUUGUAUCUAAAGAAGAAGCAUAUCAUAAUGCAUCAUCCUCUGUUAACAUCGAGAGCAUAUAUCAGCACACGUAACAGUAGGGUUUUUCAAAAAGGGUUUACAGUUUAUUGUCAGCUCAAGGAGAGCGGAUACAAUCUGAUCAACAACCACUUAUACUAUCACACAAAGAAUUUUAACCGAAAACACGAGUCAUGUAUCGGUACUGUGCAGUUUGUCCGUAAAAAUGAAGACUUCGAGUUGAUGAGCCGCGUGUUUGUCAUUGUUUCUGAUAAUGAGUACUACAUUUUGAACACUCAAUUAUGUGUAUUGGAUAAAAAACUGACAAAGAAGCUCAUCAAAGAUGUCAACACAGCACACGAACAAACGGUCAUUAUCUGA
Molecule: messenger RNA, 474 nt
Organism: Vavraia culicis subsp. floridensis
Lineage: Eukaryota; Fungi; Microsporidia; Pleistophoridae
Exons: 1
Coding region: 1-474 (157 amino acids)
Source: RefSeq, a predicted model, not a curated record